Messenger RNA from Clunio marinus, 1386 nucleotides. NCBI's taxonomy places the organism in Eukaryota, Metazoa, Arthropoda, Insecta, Diptera, Chironomidae. The record is from the annotation of a GenBank genome assembly.
AUGAUGAGCACUCUACCAACAUCAAAUAUAAAUUUGUUUAGUUCAAAUUAUGGACAAAACCUUUUGGACCUGACAACCACAAUGCCUCAAAAGGAAAUGUCUGAUUGGGCAUACGCAGCCACAGCUACUGUGCUAUUUUUUAUAGGAUUUUUUGGAUUUUCACUCAAUCUCUUUGUGAUUGUUCUCAUGUGUAAAGAUAUACAAAUUUGGACACCAAUAAAUAUCAUCCUAUUAAAUUUAGUGUGCAGCGAUUUUUCAGUCAGCAUCAUUGGUAAUCCUUUUACUCUCACCUCAGCGAUUUAUAAGAAAUGGAUAUUUGGUGAUACAAUCUGCGUCUUUUACGGAUUCUUCAUGUCCCUUUUAGGAAUAACAUCAAUAACAACUUUAACUGUUUUAUCGUACGAACGUUAUUGUUUGGUAUCACGUCCAUUUUCAUCAUCCCAAUUGACGUAUAGAGGUGCACGUUUUGCCAUCAUUCUAAUCUGGCUUUAUUCGUUCGCUUUGACUUCACCACCGCUUUUUGGUUGGGGGAAAUACAUUAAUGAAGCUGCUAAUAUAAGUUGUUCUGUGAAUUGGGAAUCACAAACUCUCAAUGCAACAUCUUACAUCGUCUUUUUAUUCGUCUUUGGCCUUGUUGUUCCUGUCGUAAUCAUUGUUUAUAGUUACAUAAGAAUCAUUCAGACUAUGAGAAAUAAUGCUAUGAGAAGCGGACGUGUAAAUAAAGUAGAAAGACGGGUUACGACCAUGAUUUUUGUGAUGAUAAUAGCUUUUUUGCUAGCAUGGACGCCUUACAGCAUAUUCGCACUUAGUGAACAAUUUGGAGAUCCAGAACUGAUAACCCCAUCACUAGCAGUAUUACCGGCAUUGAUUGCUAAGUCAAGUAUCUGUUAUAAUCCCCUCAUUUACGUUGGAAUGAAUUCUCAAUUUCGAGCGGCAUGGAUUCGAAUUUGUCAGAAAGAAAGUGCCCAAGAAGCAAUUAAUGAAACAACAGCUCAUCAAUUAUCUGAAAUGAGUAGCAGAGCUUACAUAGAUUGUUCAUUUCCGAAAUUUGAUAAAAUUAAAAAAAGUCAAGCGCCGAAAGAAAGAAACAUCCGUCACGAAAACCGCUUAGGCUUGAAGAAAACCCAAUUAGAGGAAACUUUAAGUGUUAAGAAUAAUAAGAAGAAUGUAAAUAAUAACUUAUUUAAAUUGAACAGAAACACUUCAACCGGUAUGAGCAACGAAAUAAAUUUUUCCGAUGUAAAGCUGAUUAACUUUUCAAAAGAAGUUAGUAAUAGAAGUGAGAAUCGUUAUGAACAAAGAAUGUUUCCGACUGAGCCUAAUAUUUAUGGAAGAACAAUCAAUCAAACUUUAAGUGUUAAUAGUCUUCAAGCGGAGUUGUUCUAA